Messenger RNA from Paramecium pentaurelia, 3252 nucleotides. Lineage: Eukaryota; Ciliophora; Oligohymenophorea; Peniculida; Parameciidae. The record is from the annotation of a GenBank genome assembly.
AAUGGCAUCUGAAAUCUAUGACUAAUUAGUAACAGUUUUUACAAAUACAGAUAAUAAAAUCAGAAAUGAAACAGAAAAACAAUUAGUGACAAAUCUAAUAGAUAAUAUUUAGAAUUUUUAAUAGAUAGCCAAAGUUGCUAUGUAAUAGGAUAAAAGUAAAAUUAUAUUUGAAUAUAUAUAUAGUGUAAGAACAAGCAGCCAGUUUAUUAAAUUCAGUUAUAUUGAAGAUGCUAACAAAUAGCAGUAUUAAUAUAUCAUAUUAAAUUAGUUUAAUUAUCAAUUCAUCAUGCAAAUUCAAUCCUUGCAGUUCUCAUGUCUUAAUAUACAACAUUAAAAUGUAAAUAAUCUUUAAUAAAGUGUAUGAGUUUAAUAGUUAGAAAAGAUAAAAGUAAUUAUUAAACAUUAUUUAGGUGUUAAAACUGAAAUAGAGAAUAAAAUGAAAGAAUAUUUAAGAUAAGAUCAACAUUGGUAAUUUUAAAUAGGAAUCUUAUUUUUUAAGAUUUUAUUGGAUUCUUUAGAAUUGCAAACAUAUAGUUCAAUUGUAUAAACUGGUUAUGAAUGGAUAAGUGAGUUUUUUAAUUUAACUGCUUAUAUUAUCACUAAAUUAACAGAAUAACCAAAAGAAUUAGCAGAUGAUUUCAUUACAACUAUUAGAUUAUAUACUUAAGUUGUUUCUGAUCUAUGUGAGAAAGUCUUUGAUAAAAAUAAUAGUCAAAAAGAAUAAACUUAACCAAUACAAAAUAUAUUAUUCUAAUUAAAUUCUUUCUCUGGAGCUCUCAUAAUAUUAUUAUCCUAUUCUCCAUAAAUAGGUAAAUAGAUUCAAAAUUGUUCAAUUAUUAAUACAGGUAAUGAUCAUUUUGAUAAUCAAUUAAAUGAAAUUAAAUGUUAAGUGUUUAAAAUCUAUUUCUUAACUCUUUAAGUCUUAUUGAAUACUCGAAAUAAGAAUGAAGUAAAAAAAGGAGCAUUUGGACCUUAUUUAACAACUAUAACAUAAUUAUUAAUCUAUAGUUUAUUGUCCUAUACUAAUACUGAAUCGAUUCAUUAAAUAUACAAGUAUAUAUUUUAUAUAUAAUAAUGAAAGUAAACCAUAUUUACCAACUAUGAUGACCUAUAUAAUGAAAUUAUUGGCAAAUCUAGGAACUUAAACUGAAUAAUAUUAAAUAUUUUCUGAUUCCAAAAUAGCUUUAAUAACAGAUGCAAUAUAUCCAUUUUUAAUAACAUCAUAAAAAGAAUAUUAAUAAAUGAAAGAUUAACCAGAAGAAUUUGUCAAUUUGGCUUUAGAUUCAGUAGAUAAAUAAUAAUCUGAUGUUCCAAAAACAGCAGCAGCAUCUUUAUUAGAGGCUUUAUGUGAUCAUAUUGAUGGAUCUACUACAUUUUUAGCAAAUUUAGCGAUAAUAAUUUCAUAGCAUGCAAUAAAUAUGAUAUCUAAUAAUCCAAUUUAAUUAAAGGAAUAAUAAGUUACUUUUGUUUAGGCAUUGCAAGACAAGUAGAAAUACAGUAUAUAUUAGGAAAUUAUUCAAAGAAUAUAGUCCAGUAGAUAGAAUUGAAAGUAGUUUAGUAAUAUUAACAAUAAUGAGUUAUUUAAUAUAGAAAAGAUUAGAUAUAGUAUUAUUAAUGGAAUAAUUAUUGAGUGAUAAUUUAUUAUUCUUUUAGAAUGUUUAAGAUUAAAUAAUAAAAUUAAGACUUUCUUUAUUUUUUGGAUAUUAUUGUGAUAAUUUAUUUAAAAAGGAUACACAAUCUUAAAAUAUGAAUGCAUAUUUAUAAAUAAUGAUUAGUUUUGUUUAACCAUAAGAACCUGUAGUAUUAUAUUAAUCAAUUGAUGCAUUAAAAGACAUAUUUGAAGAUGAUGAUCUUAAAAUAAAAACUAAAGAUUUAGUAGUAUUACUAUUCCCAUAAUUAUGUAAUGCACUUUAAUAUAGUACAUAUGAGAGACAUUUUGAAACAAUAACAAAUUUAUUAAAAAGAUAUCCAUAUUAAUUUUUGUAAAAUGAUAAUUUAUUGGUUGGUUUAAUAUAAGUUUUGACUUAAAGAGUUAUUAUAGAAUAAUAAAAAAUAAAUUCUGGUGAUUAAUAAAGACAUAUAUAUUUAAAUAGAUGUUGGAAUGUUCUUAGAUCAUUAGCAGAUCAAGAUGAAUUUAGUGAAGUUUUAGGAAAAUUAGAGUAACAUUUAGGAUAAUUGUAUUCAAUGUUAGCUAAUUGUGAUAAAAUUGAUUUUGAUGAAGAUUUAGUAUUAUUUAUUUCUGGAUGUAUAUCUAAAUUAUCAAUUGUAACAGAAUUAUAGAUGUAAAUCUUACCAUACUUUUAGAAUAUUAUUAAAAAGUAAUAGGGAAGAUUAUGUAAUCUAUUUGAAACACUUAAUUAAUAUAUGCAUUUUGGAAGAAACUAUUUUAUUAAUGAAGCAUAAUAAUCUAUUUAUUUUUAAUUAGCAUUUUAGAAUUUAUAAAAUGAAGAUAAUUAUGGUGAUAUUGAAUAAGGAGAAGGAGCCUUAUUAAUUUAAUUAGGAAUAUAAGAAUUACAUGAUGAUCUUAAGAGUAAUAUACUCUCUUAAAUACUUUUCUAAACUAUUACAAUAUUAUAAAAACCAGAUAUUAAUGAACAUUUAAAGUCUAGAAUUACUGGUAUUAUAUUGAGUUCACUAUAUAAAAUACCUGAAAAAACAUAUGAAGUUUUAUCUGAAGUUUUUCCUGCUGUUUAUAAUCGCAUUUUAGAUACUCAAUAUUCUCCAGGUUAUGAUAUCAAAUUAUUUAUUAUUACAAUGUCAUCUUUGAUUAUGAAAUAACCUAAUCUCUUAACAUCCAAUUUAUUGACUAUAAUGGUCAAUAAUUUAAUUGCUUAAGAGAAAUAUGAAAAAGAUUAAAAAUUUAAAUAAAAUGAGUAAUUUAUCUUUAUUUAAAAAUAGUUAUAUGGAUGAUGAAUUAGAUGAUGAAGAUGAUAGCGAUUUCAAUGAUGAAGAAGAAAUAACAUAAGCUUAACAAUAAACAGAAUAAUUCUUAAGUUCUAUAGUAAAAUUAGAUGAAUAUUCUUUAUUUAAAUAAACCAUCUUAUGCUUUAAGAAUCUGUAUAUUUAUUUAAUUAUAUCUUUAUUAGAUAUCCAUAAAUUAUUGAUUAAUUGAGAAAUGGAUUAGACUAAUAAAUAAUUAAUAAAAUUAAUGAAUAAUUAUAAUUUAUUAGAGUAGAAACUCAAGAUGGAGAAGAACUUAGAAAAUUUCGACAAUUAAAAAAUUGCAAUCGCAAAAAGUAAUUUAAUAAUUGA